CGUGGUAACUUGCGUAGCAGAAUAACAUCGUCAGCGGUCGGUCGCAGUCAGCCAUCAUCGUGAGAUGCGAAGCGAGUCGUAUGCGUUCUAUUCGUCUAAGUACAUAAAAAUAACGUAGCGGAACGUUGAAAAACGUUAUCAAGAAGAAUGCAUCCCAUCAUGGAGUUAGGAACAAGUGUACCGGCGUUUCUAGGUAAACUCUGGAAGCUCGUUGAGGAUCCUGAAACCGACGACCUUAUUUGUUGGGCACCCAAUGGAAGAAGUUUCUUUAUAAGGAAUCAAGCGCAGUUUGCCCGGGAAUUAUUGCCACAUUAUUACAAACACAAUAAUAUGGCUAGCUUUGUUCGACAAUUAAAUAUGUAUGGUUUUCAUAAAAAAGUAUCAGUGGACUUGGGUGGUCUGAAAUGUGACAGAGAUGAAAUGGAGUUUGCUCACCAGUAUUUUUGUAAAGGGCACCCAUAUUUAUUGGAACAUAUUAAAAGAAAAAUAGCAACAAAUAAAGGUCAAGAUCCAACACAAGCUCCAAUGAAACCUGAAUUGAUGAAUAAAAUGUUGUCAGAAGUAAGAAGUAUGAGAGGGCGUCAAGAACAUCUUGACUCCAGAUUAGGAGCAAUGAAGAGAGAGAAUGAGGCCUUGUGGAGAGAAUUAGCAAUGCUUAGGCAAAAGCAUCUUAAACAACAACAAAUUGUUAAUAAACUGAUUCAUUUCCUUGUUACAUUGGUGCAACCAUCUAGGAGUGGCGGGCUCUCUGUGAAAAGGCGAUAUCCUUUAAUGAUCGAUGAUUCCACAAGACAGAGAAAUAAACAGGCAAAAAUUUCUAAGGCACAGGUAUCCCCUACGGGUCCUGUCAUUCAUGAGUUAGAUGUAACUGAUUCAGACCUUGAAUCUCAAUAUAUUGUGGCAGAAAUGUUGGAAAACCAUGGAAGUCCAGCAGUGGAGAGUCCUGAACAUACUGAACCAUCAGGUUUUGAAGAUUCAGGUAUGGAAACUGUACGUUUGGGCAACAUUAAUGACCAGUCGCCUAAUGAGAUUCAAUUAGUUGAAUCUCAAAAUAUGGAACCAAAAAAGAAACGUGUUUGCAAAGGGAAAAAGAAGAGGAAAAACAAGAUGCCUGUAAAAAUUUUGAUUCCACCAGCAGAGAACGGCGAAAAACCCAGGGAAGAAACACUUAUGGUCGAAAUGUCACCCGAGGAUUCGGCAGUGUCGAUCGAAUUAUUGGAAAGUAACGUGACCAGCUCUUCGAAGCCGAUUCCAUUAGCCACCGUGAGAAGCUCCAAACUUGCAGCCAUGGCAGCCAACAUGAGCAACAACAAUGAUCUUGAACUGGAUCUAGAUCUUGACAGUUCUGCUUGUGCGGAAGAAGAUCCAAAACAGAAUGAUACUUCCCUUGUAAAACUCGAAGAUAUUUUAAUUAUACCAGAGAUCAUUGACGAAGAACAAGUUAAGAGCCAUCAAACAGAAGGUCAUAGCAAUAAUGGCAACAGCAGCGAUCCAAUAGAAAAAGAAAUUGAACAGUUGUCUUAUGACAGCGACGAAGACCAAAAUCUCGAAGGAAACGGGGACGAAGCGCACCAGUCCACAACAUCCGAAAACUCGAGAGACAAUGAGGAAGAAGGCACUCGCAGUUUGUCUAAAGACUUGAGUUGUGUCAGCGCUGCAGGAUUAUCAGAGACAGCUUACAGGUUAGAAUCAACAGAGGAAGUGGAUGUUCACCUAGAAACGAUGCAAUCCGAACUGGAGAACUUACGGGAGAUUUUACGUGGAGAAGGUUACAGUAUCGAUGCCAACACAUUAUUAGGAUUAUUUGGAGCAGAUGAUCCAAUGUCGUUUGGGGUCCCAAUGAAUCCUGAUUUGGAUCCACAUUCUAAUCGUGAAAAAGACGACGAUGACCACCCAGGUGGAUCAUUCAACGGAACGGAGGGAGGAGAACUGAUGGCGUACAAUCCUUCAUCAAACCUUUUAGAUUUUGGUGAUAUCUUCUUGGGUGCAACAACAUCGUCACCAGACGCGGAUGUUACGGGUACAUCAGUUGCCAACAAUUACAUCAAUCCUGAUCCUUUGGAUUUGGCAGAUUGUAAGACGUCUCUGCUUGACUCGCUGGCAAAGGCGAAUAAUUCAAAUUCUAUGACUUCAUAAAAGGUCUUUCUUAUGGUAAGCCAAUUUUUAUGAUAAAAAAUGUAUCAUACGAAUAUACAUCCUUUUUUAUUUGAAUAAUUAUAUACGCAGAAGUAUAGACUGAAUAUCUACUCCAAAAACUCACUUCUAAUAUUGAUCAUCUAGAAACGAACAAAAUAAUUUAGUUUUUCUUUCAAAAGAUAGCUGAAUGUAAUCCUUAACAGGUAUUACUUACUGAUAACAGUAAAUCGUAUUGAUUUAUUGUUUUUUUUAAAUGCUGAAGUUACACGAUAGCAUUUUAUAGAAAUUCUGUCGUUUUACUGUCAUUAGAUGCUCAUAACUUGUUAGGAGAGGUUAAUUUAUGCGCAUUGAUAACAUUAAUGAGCUUUAAAAAGGAAAUCAAAUAAGGAGGUGAUUUUCAUCAUCUUAUUUUGGAGGCUUUAACAUUAGAACUACCGGCGAUUUUUUUGUUGUAUAGGAUGGGCCAUUUGAAACCAGUCAUUUUUACUGGCCUGGUAGUUCUAGUGUUAAAGGUGUUAAUUUCAAUUUUAGUUUUAAAGAAUUGUUUUCUUGAAUUUAAUUUCAAAGAAUUAAUUUUAAAUAAUGGAAUUUAACAAUAGGUAGCUCGAUUUUGAUAAACAUAUAAUUCGUAAAAAGGUUACUAGUAGCUCAAAUUAUUUUGCAUUUUGUAUUCUAUACUUAUCAUUCAGCGAUAACAUGCCUUAUCCAUUAUAUGUUAAAUGCCACAUAAUUAUGCCGAACUUUCAAAACAAUCGGUGUAGAAAUUAAGCUCCUGAUCCAGAAAUACCAGAACCAGACUCACUUCUUUGCCUGCUCCGUCUUUAAAAACGUAUUAAUAUCGAUCAUGCGGAACAAAGCGCAGCUUAUUAAAGAUAAUAAGUAAUCAAUGCUCUUUUGAGAUCAAGUGAGUGCAACGUUUGAAUAUUUUAAAUGUAAGCUGAUACAGAAAAAUAAAGAAAAACAUUAAUCAUUCGUGUAUAUCUUUGCGGUAUCUAUACCGUAUAAUCGCGUUAAUAUAUUCAAACAUUAAAGGAUUUUCAAAUAAAGUUACUAGGGAACAUUCUAAGUUUCUCUGAAUGCACUGAUGGGCCAUUUAGUAAAUGUCUACGAUCAAUAUAUAUUUACUACUUCCCUAAAAAUGUACAUUAUACUUGUCAAAUUUUAACGGAUGUAGCAGUGUUCAGUCUAUAUUCUGUACUUACCAGGAUUCUUGGAUUUAUAGGAUCAAAGAUCUAGCAAUCUUAUCAAUGAUUCCGGGAAAAACAAUACAUGCAUAUCAUUUUAUAAGUGUAGUAUCAUACAUUAAAAGUAACCGAUAAGAAACUUACAAUUUGAUAAGUAUUUUUUUGCAAUGCCUAUUUACGAGCAUUGCAUUGAAUAAAUUCAUUCAUUCGUAGCUAUCAAUUUUAUGGCAAAACUGUGAGAUCUACAACCCUUUUUAUUUAUAUUGAGUAUAUUGGUAUCACCUAUUAAUUAAUCGAUAAAGGCAAGAAUUACUAUAACGUGGUAAUACAAAUGAAGUCAAGAUGUUAAAAAAGACGUUGCAGCACUCUAAAAGAUAAAUGUAGUUUGCAAAAUAUUUAUUUUAAUUGAAAAUUAUUAUUCUAUCGACAUUGCAUUUGUUUAUGGUUUAUAGUAUUUUAUCAUGUUGCAUACGUAUAAAAAAAAAUAACCGAAGUCUUUAACCAGAUUUUUUAUUAACACCAAAAGUCAUUCGUCCUUGUAUAAAUUUUCUGUUAUUAUUACGAAAACUUUAACGCAGAAAAGAAAAUGAUAUUAAACCUCACUGCUAUCUCAAUUUCUAUUCAUUUUAAUAGUUAAAUCAUGAAAUUGGUUAAAUUCUCUUUGUACUGUUUUCAUACAAAUUAUCAUCGGGUGAGGGUUGUUAAACACGAUGUAAGAUACUACCUUAGGAUGGACUUUUUUGCAGGUUCAAAUGUCUUUUGGCUCGGUACAUUGGUAAUGGUGCGUUUUAUUCCCAUGGACUGGGUCGUACAUGUCUCUCAUAGUACAAAAACUGCUGUAUCUUGGUGCCAAUGCAACGUACCUUUUCUACAAUCAACAAUGUUGAUAAAAUUGUGUUUGGAUAUGUGGUACCAGACUUUAAUCCAUUAUGAAUGGUGGAUUGUAGUAAAUAAAUACGGUUGAGUAUUGAGCUAAAAAGAAUAUCGGUUCUUGUUUCAUAGGGAAAUUAAAGAAGUUGGACCUACGUGUUUGUAGAGUGCUUGAGUUCGAAUCUCUGCUUUGUUAUUUUCUUUGCAAAGCGCAUUUGUUUUAAGCGUAUACAGCGUUUCAGCUGUUGCUUUGGAAUUAUUAUACUAAACUCCAAAUAAUUUAAAAUGUUUUAUUGAAAAACAAGAGGGAUUCAAUUUUACAUACACCAUUUUUACUACAUGAUGUAAAACGUUUCCAUUGGUUCAAAUUUUCUUCAUUAAAAUGUAAAAUGAUAAAAACAUUGAUGACUUGCGGACAUGGUUAAAAUAUGCUUCAAUGUAAAACCCUAGUUCUUCGAUUUUUUCAAUAAAAUGUCUGAAAUGAUGUAUUUCAUCAUGGGAAGGGUUAGUGGAGAAUGGGAUAGGGGUAGGGAAUUAACUUAUUGUAUUUCAUACAAAUUAUAUUGCAAUUCUGUAAAUAAAAAUGUACUUUAUUAUGUGCGUUUCGGAAAUUGAACAAUAUUUAAACAUUUUAUUUAUUUGCUAUUGGACUUUGUUACAAAAAUUCAACUGUAAAUUGAUACAAAUUCUUUGUCCUAAUUAUAAUUGUUACUCAUACAUAAGCGUCAUAUUAAAAGUAAAGUAUUCAUUAAAAGAGUCCACCGUUUUUAUAAUUUUGUACUAUCUGGUUUUUUCUUCUUUUCAUUGAUUUUUUAAGAUUGUAAAUUACUAUCAAAUAUGUAUUUACGCUUGUCUGUCGAAGAAAAAUACCAUCGCUUACACACGCAUAUGUAAAUUGUAUCAGCAUUUACUGCAACUGCGCUGGUUACGAGCAAAAAUAAGGAAUAUACGUAGUUAUUUUUAAGCAAGAAUUUGCGCACAUACGAUUUUGAUAGAUAGUACAUUUUUGAAUUUCACAUUCUACACAAAUUGUACGAGAAAAUUAUAGUACGAAAUAACGAAUGUCAUUCGUUGGAAUUUUGGAUGUGAGCAUUUUUAGGGUACUUGUUUUUCUUUUUUUAAUAUUCAGUCUGUUUUGAUUUCGUUAAUCGAUUAAUUGGUUUCGUUGUUCUAUUUUGAUCUCGGUUUAUAUUAAGGCUAUAAAUUCACGUCCAAUUUUUUUCACAAGUUAGUAACGUAUGUAUGUAUCGAGAGAGAAGAAAAGUAAAAAAUAAAUGCAUGGAACCUUAGAGGCGCUUAUAUUGGAAUAGAGAGCACGUAUAUUGGAGGAGAAGAAAUUCAGGACAACAACCAGAUAUAUUGAUAACUUAAUGUAAGAGAUAACUUAAAUUCUACAUGAAACCGAAGAACUAAGGAAAAUUGUUACAAUUUGGUGUAUUCUCUAGACAAAUAAUUCCAGUAAAUAAUUUGAUAUGGGAAAGAAUAUGGUCAGAUUUUCCUUUAUACGUUCUUGAUAACACAGUGGUACGUUAUCGAUUAAACUAUCAAUGCUGUGACACUAUGACUCAGUCCAAUUACUCAAUAAUUUUCAUUACUCCUUUGAACACAUUUGACAAGAAUUUUAGUACUGUUCACAGUAACUGAAUUGAAUAUGGAUGGAAACCAACUUCUUGAUUAAUUAAUAUCGCCGUUCAUUAUUUGAACAUUUAUACACCCACAUAACAUAUAAGAACGUUUUUUUGACAUCUCAUAUAACUUUUGUACUCAUUCUUAUCUUUAAUUAUCGUAGCUUCAUCACUUAUGUCUCUAACAACGCAAGCAAUUUGAGUUAUGCACUGGUAUUAAGGUAACUGCAUCUUUAAAUUACAUUGUAAAUUAUAUCCGAUGAAACAUGAUCUGAGUGACGUAUUAUUCUCAUUUCAAGAUCGUUAUAUGUAUCCAGUAAUUUUAUUACUGAGAGAACUGUUAAAGAUAAUAGUAUUCCUAUUAAAUCAAAUUUAUAUGUUAUGUAAUGAUGUUUAUUUUAUAAAUAGCUUGUACAACUACAUUAUAAAGCCCAAAUGUAUAAAUCACUUUUUUUUUUCUAUUUUAGCCUCGGAGGAAAGACUAUGGAUAUCCUAUCUAGGCAAUCAGUAAAUCCUUCAUUUUAGUUUACAAAGCGAAAUAGUAACUAAGCCCAUAUAUGCAAAGUAUUGUUAAGAGUGCGGUUUACAUUUGAGACACUAAUGUUGGACAAGACGCGGUGAGAACCGCCUGAACCUUCAGAGUUUCACAAGGCACAGAAUUGAAAUCGACUAUUCUAAUCUGUACGUCUUCGUGAACAUAUUAUCAGAAUACCAUUAAUCGUUGCAGAUCUUGAUCCAAAGUCAAAUAACCUCGUUCUUAUUUCUCAUCAAUACAUUCAGAGAAGUAUUCACCAGUAAUCGGGGAAGUAAAUAAGCAAUGCAGUUGGCUUUCCCGCAACAACUGCACCGCACCUCUUAUUUUUAACCACCUUUAUACGAAACUGUCUAUUUGAGAGAAUGAUAGAAGUAGCAACCGUCGAGCCUCGUAACAUUUACAAAUUAAUAAUUUCUUGCGCGCAUAUCGCAAGAUGCAUCGUCGUUAACUGGCUAACGCAAUGGUAGCAGUAGACUAUGUCUUUUUCUAGUUCUUCAUGAAAUCGAAAUCGUACACCCUAAAGUUUUUAUUAAAAUAACCAUGCCACUUAGAAGAUUCCACGUACAGUCGAGCAUCGAUUUUCCGUAAUAAUGAGGAACCCGCCAAGAUCUCGAACGUUUGAAAACUUUAGUAAUUUAGGGGCGUUCAUUACUGGCUGCUGUUCAAAUUGUUUUCAGGAGGCAUCUUGAAAAGGGUCAUUCCUAUUAAAGUGCGUCCAAACAUGAGCAUUCGUGUGCGUAAACAUGUUCACGUCUAGACCCACCUUUAAGAAAAUAUAAAUAUUUUCACCAUUUGUUACGAAAGGGAUGUACUGUGAUACUCUAAUGUUUAUUUGUAGGGAUACCCUCGUAUAGUAACGCGUAAUGUCAGCGAUUGGAGAAAAGCCGUUUUAAUUUUCUUGAACGGAUUAAGGAAAAACAUUCGUAUAAAGAUUUGUUGGCCUCUUUGCCGCAGCGUUACUAUAUCAGGGACUACUACACGUUUCUUUGGUACUCUUAAGAAAAACUAUUGCGUAAGGUUUAUAUUUUCGGAUACUUAUGUGUAGACUGUACAUAAUUGAUCCACGUAGUAAUAACAUCAGGCAUGUACAAGCUACGAUGGUUAUUAAUUGAGGCUUUGCAGUAAUAAGAUGUGAAUUAGAUAGUUAUGUGAAUAAAAGAGUAAGUUAUGAACUGCCCGAAUGUGUACAAUUCCUUAUACUCGGUAUAUGUUGGUCUUACGUAAAUAAUAUUAAUGUCCUUGAAUUAGCGCGAAGAGAAAGCAUCUAAAUUACUCCUGUAUUGUUCAGUGUACUUUGGUAUACUGAACAUUGACCACUGAUUGCUGAAACACUUGAACAUGCCUGAAUUACACUUUAGUUCGAUUUCUUGGUGUCUUGGAUAAUCGAUGCUGUGAGCUGUACGCUCAUAACAUAUUCUCCAUAAUUAAUUUCGGGACUGAAGGUAAUCAUUUUCUACGGAUCUUAGGUUGGGUUUUUAGUUUCUUUUUUUUUUGUAUGUAUAAUUAGAAAUCAUACGUUGAAAAUUCAAAGGUUAAAGUCACUUGUAGCCUUUGUCCGUUAUUCAAUUGACUUUUGUUCCUACGAAGUUUCAAUCCAAGUGGGAUGGCCUCUUGCUAAUGGAGAGUUUUAAAGUUAUUACUCUUCCGUGAGUCCAUGGGAAAAUUUCAAAGCAUGAGAUCCCCUGUAAAUAAUACACAUUCUGCAUAAUAUACAUGCAAUUCGUUUACUUAUUAUGUGAAGUCAGAAGUAUUUCAUAUUUAAUAUAUUUUAGAUAUUUCUACGUAUAAACGAAAUGUUUGAAAAAUCAUUACAAAUAUUAAAAUGUGUCUUAACCCUUUCGGUACUAAGAAUGACGAUAGUUACCUGGUAUGAAACAAACCAUAUACUGGAAGCAUUAUGUGCUAAAAAAGAAGUUCCCAUACUAUUUCAACGCUCUUUUCGUCCGAUCUCUCCAUUAAGAAGGGGUUAAAAUAUCACUAAUAGCCAAAUCAUACAUUGCAUCGAUGAAUGCAUUCGAUCCAUACACAAAGUGAAUUUAGUGUAACGACAUAGCAGAAAUAGUGAAAUGUAUCAUUACUGGUGAGGACGACUUCCAAUUACUCCUAAGUAAGGAUGUGCAUUUUAUAUCCGUCGCGCGCGCGCGUCUGAUGACCUUUUUACUAAUUAAUAAAAACAAAAAACUCGAACAGAAGUAAAAGUUUCACUGGGUUCACUUUGUUAUGAUAACUUUCAUUUGUGAUAAAUAAGACUUUUAAUACUUGUUCGUUUUUAAUGCCAUUGCAGCAGUACCUCUUACGCUGUCAUCGUUUUUUUUUUAAUUUCAUACUGUGGAUAUCAAAUGAACAUUUUUUCAUUUGCAUUAUCUAAUAAGCUGUAUAACUUUCUAAAUAUAUGUCAAGGGUCAUCUCACCAUUCGGGUUCAUUUAACGCAUUAAUAUAUUUGAAUUCAUUAUAUGAACAGUUAAACAUUGCAAAUAUUCAUUUGUUUUGUCUCUGGAAAGUUAGAUCCACACAGGUUUUUAUUUUUUUUCCAUUUUCUCUGGUGCGUAAUGUGUAUCGAUUUGAUUUUUUGUUCUACCCAUUAUAUAUUGUGAACAUACUGAUACGAAUUUACAUUGACGCCAUUGCUGAUACGUAGAAGUAUUAUAAACCACGAUAAUACUUUUCAAUAUCCUUUCAUAUUUUUUAUAUCAAUCUUUUCUGCGCUCUUAAGGGUUACAUGUAUUAUUAUUCAUUCAAUAUAAUUGGCACUGAUUAAUCAAAUAUAUUAUCAAAUUCUAUGCCCUAAAAUGAAAAUGGUAUAAAAGGCAGAUUCAUCAUUAUUAAAUUAAGCGUCUCAUUGAAAUAGUAAACUUCUUCUGGUUGAAAAAUAAUCAUAAAUGCAUGAUCUGAGAGUAAAUGUAACACAUGUUGUGCAUAUGUUAAGAAGUGAAAUAGUGCCCUUUGUUCUCAUAAGCUGUCUCCAAGACAUUGCAUAAAUUUACAAUUUAAUAAAAUCAGUAAUUUUACCGUUUAUGGAUCUUUUCUAGCAACCAGAUAAUCACUUUAAAUACAGUCAAAACCAUAACAAAACACGAUUAUUUCAUUGCAAAAUUGAGUAAUGGCAAAGGUUUUAAUUUACAUAAGACCUUUUGUUAUCGAUGAGUGACAUGAUAAUGACAUCUACAAAGACAGUAAUACAAUUAAACCAUCCCGGAAUAUUUAUGGUUACAGGUCGCGUAGUGAUUUUGUAUAUAAUUAUUAAUUGCAUAAACUUGUAGAUGUAUCAUAUGUUUACAAAAUUGUAAAAUAAAAUAAAAUGUGUUACGAAA
This is a messenger RNA of Orussus abietinus, 9662 nucleotides long. RefSeq names its product heat shock factor protein. NCBI's taxonomy places the organism in Eukaryota, Metazoa, Arthropoda, Insecta, Hymenoptera, Orussidae. Gene Ontology annotation, molecular function: DNA-binding transcription factor activity; sequence-specific DNA binding. The record is from RefSeq and is a predicted model, not a curated record. The transcript has 11 exons. Gene Ontology annotation, biological process: regulation of DNA-templated transcription. The coding region runs from base 148 to 2136 and encodes 662 amino acids.